Messenger RNA from Agelaius phoeniceus (red-winged blackbird), 1539 nucleotides. Lineage: Eukaryota; Metazoa; Chordata; Aves; Passeriformes; Icteridae. The record is from RefSeq and is a predicted model, not a curated record.
AUGGGCCAAACCCUGUUGUUCAAGGGAUCCAAGAGGAACUCCAAGAGUGCCCCAAGCACCUACAGCCUGUACCCCAAGGAGCUGAAGGAAAAGGGACUCUUCAGCAUCCAACACCUGGCUGGGUCCCAUUCAGAGGUCCUGCUUUGUAGACUUCGUGAGGUUUGCUUGGCACUUACCAGCGAGGUGACCAACCUCCGUUCCAAGGUGUCCUACUCUGCCAUUGUCACUCUGGGAGAGCUCUUUGUGACCUUGAAGAAGGACAUGGACUCUGAGGUGGAUGAGGUUGCUCGGGUCCUUCUCCAGAUGGUGUCCAACUCCCCAGAAUUUGUUCGGAAAGCAGCCAGUCAGACCCUGGGGAUCAUGGUGGAGAAUGUGACUCCUGCACGAGCAAUGACUGCUCUCAUGGACAUGGGAGUCAACAGCCGCCCCGCCCCGGUGCGGCAGUGUGCGGCCCAACUCCUCCUGUCCCUGAUGCAGACAAUUGGAGUCACCAAGCUCGCAGGCACAGCCUGGGCUGAGAGGCUGGCACACGUGGCAGGGAAGCUUGCUCAGGACUAUCACAAGGAUACAAGGCAUUAUGGACAGGAGAUGGUGAAGAUGUUGCUCACUCAUCAACAAUUUAAAAUGCUUCUGGAACAAUCUCUUUCCUCCCGUGACCUGGAAGAUAUUCUGACAAGAAUUAAGAAGGAAGGCAUGGCAAACCAGAAGGCUGAAGGCCCAUCUGUCAAGGAGCCGGUGAAGGAGAGGAACGAUGGCUCAAAGAAGCCCCAGGCCACAUUGUCUUCUAGCAAGCGGGUGAAAUCUCUCUCUGAUGGGCACCUCCUACACCGUGCAAAAGCCCAGGUCACGUCACCUCCAGCUGUGGAAGAAACGGAGCUGCUCCAGAAGCUUUACCAUCUCCUGGAAGCCAAGGGGUUUCAGACAAGGAUGGAAGGAGUGGAACUCCUCCAAGACCUGUGCAGAACAAACCCCCAGCUCAUCUCCACUAACAUUGUCCAAAUUUUUGAUUGUUUUGUCCUGAGAAUAUCUGACAGCCACAAGAAAGUGAAGCAGAGGGCGCUGGACGUGCUGGCUGAAAUCACAGGAGCCCUGAAAGAUGCCCUGAACCCGGUGAUCAUUGGUUUGGUGGAAGGAAUAACAAAGAACCUGAAUUCAAAGGAUGCCAGGGUUCGUGGGGCAGCUGUGAAAGCACUGGAAGAAUCCAUUGCUCAUUUGGAUCAAGUGUCACUGCUGAAAGAGUUCAGCUACCAAUGGAAUCACCUGAGUGGCCAAGCUCUGCUGGAUGUCACCGAGCGUAUCACAGUGCUUGUGCAGUGGGUCCAUGCCAGGAGCCCUGCAGUCGUCCAGCGCGACGCCCUGCCCGUGCUCUGGUCCUUCCUGGAGAACAAGGCGCUGCCCGUGCGGAGCGCCAAUGUCCGCACCGUGGCCACCAAGCUCGCCUCUGCCCUCUACAAGGUGAUGGGCACCCAGCUGAAGAAAUGUGCUGCCAGCAAGCCUGCACACGUGCGGGAAAACCUCUCCAAAAUGCUGGGCUGGUGA